Messenger RNA from Didymodactylos carnosus, 216 nucleotides. The record is from the annotation of a GenBank genome assembly. NCBI's taxonomy places the organism in Eukaryota, Metazoa, Rotifera, Eurotatoria, Philodinida, Philodinidae.
AUGAGCACGAAUUGUACUAGUCUUCGACACAAAUGUGUAUAUGAUCAAAAUAAUUUAUUUACAUUACUUCUAGCCGUUGGUGGUCUCGUUGGUGGCGUCCUUGGUGAUCCCGGUGGUGGCGUCGAUGGUCGACCAGAUACGCCCCCAAUCUCGGUGCUUCUACACGAUACACACACACCCUCACCUGCACCGGUGACUGUGGGUGAGGGUGAUUAA